Molecule: messenger RNA, 2856 nt
Organism: Orbicella faveolata
Lineage: Eukaryota; Metazoa; Cnidaria; Anthozoa; Scleractinia; Merulinidae
Product: glycogen [starch] synthase-like
Biological process (GO): glycogen biosynthetic process
Cellular component (GO): cytoplasm
Molecular function (GO): alpha-1,4-glucan glucosyltransferase (UDP-glucose donor) activity
Source: RefSeq, a predicted model, not a curated record
GACUUUCGGUGAUAUUGCACGUGGUGCACGCGACUAAGAAUGGAGUUUGCACGUGCGAGACUGUUAUGCUCCGCAGACUGAUACCUUGACUGCGUGAAAAGCACAUGUUGACUCGCAAAAUUGGCGGAUUUCGAAUGAAACAAAUAAAAGGCAAUCCAACUUAGCUAGCAGACUAGCUCCGCAAUUGGCCUCUCUGAACAUUUUUGCCCAGCGUGCGUUCAUGUGUGUGUGUGUGUGUGUGUGUGUAUGUGUGUGUGUGUUUUCUUUAUCUUACCCGAACCGUGGUAGACUCGUGGUCAACCACCGUAUAACGCGUAUGCGCGUAGGCUAUGAGUAGCGUUGCGUGACGGCGUGUGACAUGCCAUGACGUGUCCUGCAUUGCCACGGGUCAGCUGAUUUACGCGUGAGUAAUGUCGGCGUUGUCAGAGUGGAACGAUGAUGAGGAGAGUGAGUCAGUCUUCAGACAUCAUGGAGCAGCCUCGGGAAGGAGUCGGCGACCAGGAGCCGCACUAUUUUACCUUUGAAGUCUCUUGGGAGGUUGCGAACAAAGUUGGUGGGAUCUACACUGUCAUCAGAUCUAAAGCACCUGCUGCAGUUGAUGUACUUGGAAACAAGUAUUGUUUGAUAGGAAUGUACAAUGAUCUCCAGUGUAAGACUGAGGUGGAAAUGAUGGAACCUGAAGAUCCUAGCAUGAAAGGAGCUGUCCAAGCCUUGAGAGACAGUGGAGUCGAGUUUCGAGCCAGAUAUGAUCCUAACACACCUAUAGUUGCACAUUUUCAUGAGUGGCAGGCCGGUGUGGGGCUGGUUUUAUUGCGCACAACAAACGUGGCUGUAGGGACAGUUUUCACCACCCAUGCAACACUUCUGGGACGAUACCUAUGUGCGGCUAAUGUGGACUUCUACAACAAUUUGGACAGGUUUGAUGUUGACAAGGAAGCUGGAGAUCGCAAGAUUUAUCAUCGUUACUGUCUAGAGCGUGCUGCUGCUGCUAAUGCUCAUGUGUUCACCACAGUUUCUCACAUCACGGCAGAUGAAGCUGAACAUUUGCUCAAAAGGAGACCUGAAAUUGUUCUGCCCAAUGGCCUGAAUGUUAUUAAGUAUACAGCUCUGCAUGAGUUCCAGAAUCUGCAUGCCAUUUCAAAGGAGAAGAUCUGUAAUUUUGUGCGAGGUCAUUUUCAUGGACAUUUAAACUUUGAUUUGGACAAGACACUCUUCUUCUUUAGUGCUGGAAGGUAUGAAUACUUCAACAAGGGCGCUGAUCUUUUUGUAGAAUCUCUAGCAAGGCUUAACCAUCUUCUAAAGGUCAGUGGCAGUGAUAUGACUGUAGUGGCAUUUCUAAUUUUUCCCGCGCGGACUAGCAACUUUAACGUAGACUCACUGAAAGGACAAGCUGUUACAAAACAGCUCCGAGACACGGUGACUGAAAUCCAAGACAAAAUAGGCAAGCGAAUAUACGAUUCUUGUCUCGGGGGAAAGCUUCCAGAUGGUACGAAACUUUUAGACGCUGACGAGAUAAUCAAGCUAAAAAGAUGUAUUCUUGGUGCCAAGCGUCCUAACCUUCCCGCCAUUGUAACUCAUAAUAUGUUAGAGGACAGUGUGGAUCCUAUUCUCUGUCACCUUCGACGAACACAUCUUUUCAACAAUCCGGAUGACAGGGUCAAGGUUAUUUUCCAUCCUGAAUUUCUGUCGACCAUCAGCCCGCUUCUUCCAAUGGACUACAGUGAGUUCGUUCGUGGCUGUCAUUUAGGAGUGUUUCCUUCAUAUUACGAGCCUUGGGGAUACACUCCAGCGGAAUGCACCGUGAUGGGAAUCCCCUCCGUAUCCACCAACUUGUCAGGGUUUGGUCGGUUCAUGGCAGAACACGUGACCGAUCCUACAUCUUAUGGCAUUUAUCUUGUGGACAGACGAUUCAAAUCAGCGGAGGAAUCCAUUCAAGAACUCACACAGUACAUGAUGAGCUUUUGUAAACUGACAAGAAGACAGCGAAUUAUUCAGAGGAAUAGAACUGAACGACUCAGUGAACUCUUGGAUUGGAAGAGUCUUCAUAGGUACUACUCGCGGGCUCGACUGCUUGCUUUGCAUUACCUUCAUCCGGACAAGUACGAGAAGCCCCGCCUGAUUGAUGAAGUGCAAAUGAAUUUUAACUAUCCGCGCCCAGGCUCUGCUCCGCCAUCUCCAGCUCCGUCUGAGUGUGGUUCUGAUUCCAACGAAGACGAAGACGAAGAAGAUACGAAACAUCGACUUUUCACCAAUUGAAGUCUUAUAUCUCAUACGUUAAAUUAAAAUAGGCAAGUCUUCCUUCGAUUCUUACGUACAGUAGCCUGCGAGUAAGAUGCCCCACAGAGCUUACAGGCUAAUGGAAUCUGAGGGGUUUAGAUAAUGUAAAUUUCCUUGGCCAUCUGGGGCUGCACUGGGAAAAAUCUAGUGUGAAUUGUAGUAUCGAGGCAAUUAUUAGCUACGUUGAACACGCGGCUUGCUUCCCAAACCGUAGAUCGUGAAACGUAUGUCACGCUAUCGUUGUGGCGAUAGUGUGACACAGAGUCGAUCUUUAAUUGUAGAAAAAGUCCCCCGGUUCUUGGAGUUAAAGCAAACCACGUUUUUCUUCUUUGUUUUCAAAUGAUUCUUCCCAUUGGACGAGGAAAUCCUUCGAUAUUUUAGUUAUAUAUUUAACGCGUUUAAUCCACACUCACCAGCGCUUUUAUGAUAUACGAUGAAUUGUGUGUAAAGCCCGGCUUUCACUAGCGACGCGAGCGCAAACGAAAGCAAUAGCGAUAACCCCAGUGACACGAAAUUCGACGCAAACACAAGCACAAGCAAAAUCAUCCGAACCUUCCGCCAUUUUGGAAAACUGUUCAG